This is a messenger RNA of Aspergillus mulundensis, 714 nucleotides long. Its product is annotated as putative nuclear distribution protein RO10. The transcript is spliced from 2 exons. Lineage: Eukaryota; Fungi; Ascomycota; Eurotiomycetes; Eurotiales; Aspergillaceae. Gene Ontology annotation, biological process: protein deubiquitination. The record is from RefSeq and is a predicted model, not a curated record. Gene Ontology annotation, cellular component: cytosol; nucleus. The coding region runs from base 1 to 714 and encodes 237 amino acids.
AUGUCCCCCGAAUCAGACUCACAGCUCGAAACAACCACCGCCUCCACCCUCCACCUCCUAGAAUCGCGCCUCCACCGCCUCACAUACCUGCUAACGGGCGACACAACAUGGACCGGCACGCCGAACCCCCCGCCCAAACCAGCGUCAUAUGACGAGACGGUGUCGAGGCGCCUACAGAGAUUGGAGAGUGAGCUGGAGAACCUAGCAGGCAGGGUUGGCGUUGUCAGGGACGUGCUGGGGCUGUACGAGCGCUUCCCAGACCUCUUCAAGCCAACCUCCCCCUCCGCCCUCGCAUCAACAACAGAAUCAGACCCGUCCACCCCCGACACACCACCCACAAGCACAAGCACAGAACUAGAAGAAACAUCCCCCCCGCUCGACGUAAUGCACAGCAUAAUCCUCUCCUACGCAUCCCUGAUCCCCGAAACCGCAUCAAGACUGACAAGUCUCACCGAUACGCCUGUUCCCGACGCCAAUCUCUCCGCGGCCCUGAUAGCACUUCGGCCGCGCAUGAGUAUGCUGAGCGCGAGGCAGGACGAGCAGAGUCAGGAAGUUGCGGAACUGCGCGUGCGCACGGCGAAGGUUCUGCAGCGAUAUUAUGAGGUUGGGUUGCUGGGGGCGGGGGAGGUUUGGGGGGAGUGGGAGGGGAGGCUUGAGGGGGUUGAGAGGGGGGUUAGAAGGGUGGAGGUUGCGAGGGAGAGGGAGGGGGUUUGA